Aspergillus terreus NIH2624 is the source of this 444-nucleotide messenger RNA. Its product is annotated as polysaccharide biosynthesis domain-containing protein. Gene Ontology annotation, cellular component: cytoplasm. NCBI's taxonomy places the organism in Eukaryota, Fungi, Ascomycota, Eurotiomycetes, Eurotiales, Aspergillaceae. The transcript has 5 exons. The record is from RefSeq and is a predicted model, not a curated record. Bases 1 to 444 code for a protein of 147 amino acids.
AUGUCGAAGCCUUUCGACCCCGAGACCGCGGAGAACUUGGAGGAUAUGGAGAAGCAGUUCGCUGUCAAGGCCGUCCAGCACUUGGAGACAUACUGGGAGAUCCUGAAAAAGGUCCCCGGCUCCAAACUUCGACUGACCAAGAUUGACGACGAGAUUCACGAGCACUUCAAGAAGGAGUUCCCUGACUUCGACCCCGCCGCGACUAUCGAUGAAGACAAGAUGAAGAGCAAGGAGGGCAAGGAGAAGUGGCGCAACUGGAUCAACCAGUAUGAGGGCAAGAUCAACGACUUCAACUUUGGAACGAUGCUCCGAUCGAGCCCCAAUGUCGAAUAUGACAGAGACACUACGAUUUUUGCUAUGCGCAUGCAGUUCUACGCUAUCGAGAUCGCUAGAAACCGCGCCGGACUGAACGACUGGAUCUACGAAAGGGCUCAGCAGAAAUAG